Messenger RNA from Cynoglossus semilaevis (tongue sole), 2034 nucleotides. RefSeq names its product UFM1-specific ligase 1 (gene ufl1). Gene Ontology annotation, cellular component: endoplasmic reticulum membrane. Gene Ontology annotation, molecular function: UFM1 ligase activity. The transcript is spliced from 12 exons. NCBI's taxonomy places the organism in Eukaryota, Metazoa, Chordata, Actinopteri, Pleuronectiformes, Cynoglossidae. The record is from RefSeq and is a predicted model, not a curated record. The coding region runs from base 324 to 1787 and encodes 487 amino acids. Gene Ontology annotation, biological process: response to endoplasmic reticulum stress; protein K69-linked ufmylation; regulation of proteasomal ubiquitin-dependent protein catabolic process.
ACUACGUCAAUUCUGAUUUAUUAUAGUGUAGUAGAAUAAAAUUGACGUAUUGACUAUUAUACGUAUGAAUAUUUAUCAGACAUAUUCCUUAUAGUCUUCGCACUUAUGAACUGUAUGAUAAUUAUACUGUUUAUAAAGGCGAGAACCAUAAGGAGUAAGUCUUUUGGCUACUGCUGGCUACCAUCCUACGUCACCGUUUGUUGACGUGUGGUUUAAGCAGGGAGGCUACUGUCUUGGUCGGCAACUUACAAACCCAUAUCCAAAAGAAAAUUGGAGAAGUGGAGGCACUCACGAGGUCUCCAAUAAACGUUUAGGUUCCAACAAUGGCGGCAGACUGGGAAGAAAUUCGACGUCUGGCGGCAGACUUUCAGAGAGCGCAGUUUGCUGACACAGUGCAAAGGCUGUCGGAGAGGAACUGCAUUGAAAUCAUUGCGAAACUGGUUCAGGAAAAGAAGCUCGAAGUUCUGCACACUCUAGACGGGAAGGAGUACAUCACCCCAGCACAGAUCAGCAGGGAGAUCCGAGAUGAGCUCUACGUGCACGGAGGUCGGAUCAACAUUGUUGACCUGCAGCAGGGUUUCCAGGGCAAAAAUGGUCCUCACGGGCCCCCAGGUGUCGUUGGACCUCAGGGUAAAUCUGGAGAGACAGGGCCAACUGGAGACAGAGGCCAUCCAGGUUCACCGGGACCACCCGGUGAGCACGGUUUACCAGGAUCGGCUGGAAAGGAGGGCGCCAAGGGAGAUCCAGGUCCACCAGGUGCCCUAGGGAAAACUGGUCCCCCCGGACACCAAGGCUUCAGAGGGAGCAGAGGGAACCCUGAGUAUGAUGCGUUGGUGAGGUUGGGAAUCCCAGAUCCGUCUAACUACAUCAAAAAGCGUUUCAAGUCCAACAAGCUGCUGUUCCUCAGAGGGGCCUGCGUGGGUCAGUCUCUGGUUGACCAGGUGGAGGCCUCGUUGGAGGAAGCCGUCAACUCAGCCACCUGGAUCGACAUGCAGGUGCUCACAUGUUACAGUAGAGUACAGUUUGUUAACCCAUUGUCAACAAAACGAAUGAACGUCGACAAUUAUUUAUUGCGCUUUUUUUGUUUCGUUUAUGUAGACGAAACCCAGGUGAACAUUGCCAAGCACGUAUUGAAGAGCCUGUGCACAGAUGUGACCAACAUCCUGGUGAACUCUCUGGCUGCUGACCUGAUGAUGUCUGUGGAGAACCCCAGCACCAUCACUAAUGAGGUCAGAGUGAAGAUUUUGAGCAAACUGUCAGAAGAAACCAAAGGACCUCUUAUGAAGCUGCACAACUGCCUGAACGGAAAAACAAUUGAAGACUUUGUGACCAACCUGGAGCUAUCGGCAGAGGUUUGCGGAUUCAUGCUGAAAAAAGGAGACAAAAAGAAAGAGAGACAGGCUCUGUUCACACACCGCCAGGCUCUGACUGAGCAGCUGAAGCAGUCGGAGGACCCUGCUCUGGUUCUCCACCUGACCAGUGUGCUGCUGUUCCAGGCUAGCACCCACUGCAUGCUGCACGCUCCAGGGCGGUGUGUGCCUCAGAUCAUCGGCACACUCAUGGGACACAUCCCAACGGAGCAGCUUCAGCUGCUGACGACUUACCAGAGCCUGGUGGUGAAACAGCUUGUGAGUCAGAGUCAGGGCAGGAAGAAGCAGGAGGAUCAAGAUGAGGUGGAGGAUCAAGAUGAGGAAAAACGCAACCUCCGAGCCCAGCUCAUGACCCUGACGCCGGAGGUGAAGGCGCUGGUGCUGUCGCCGAGGAAGACGUCCAUCAAUGAGGACUGAGCGAUUCCUAGGGGAAAAACAAACAUGAAGGCUGAAUCGGAUCAAAGAUAUAUAUUUUUUGCUCUAAAAUAGUAACCACAAAUACUACUCCAAGGGUAGUUUGUAAAACAUACCUAUGGACAUAAGUCUAAUUUAUUAAUGUCAAGUCCUUGUGGGAUGUUUGUCUGUUUAAAAACAGGUGCAUCAUCAACAUCCUCAAUGAGGUUGUGACUUUUUCCUGCCGACAAUAAAAGCUAAUCUCAUCUUU